GUUUGUCUUCGGCCACCUGCAGGAUGCUGCCUCGGCGGAUGCUGUGGGGCGCUGUGGCGCGUCAGGUCGUUCCGCGUCUGACCUACAGCAGUGCAGCACAGCCACAGGUGAAGCCAAAAAAGACCAAAUUUGGCCCUCUGAGCGACCAAGAUCGGAUAUUCACAAACUUAUACGGCCGGCAUGACUGGAGACUCAAGGGAGCCCUAAAAAGAGGAGACUGGUACAAGACUAAGGAGAUCAUACUGAAGGGACCAGAUUGGAUACUGAAUGAGGUCAAAAUCUCAGGGCUCCGGGGCAGAGGGGGAGCAGGCUUUCCCACCGGAAUGAAGUGGAGCUUCAUGAACAAGCCCAGUGAUGGCAGGCCUAAGUAUCUGGUGGUGAAUGCUGAUGAGGGGGAGCCUGGGACGUGUAAAGACCGUGAGAUAAUGCGUCAUGACCCUCACAAGCUGAUAGAAGGCUGCCUGGUGGCUGGAAGGGCCAUGGGGGCCCGUGCUGCGUAUAUCUACAUCAGAGGAGAGUUUUACAAUGAGUCAUCAAAUCUACAGGUGGCUAUUAAUGAGGCCUACAAAGCAGGGCUGAUAGGGAAGAAUGCCUGUGGCUCAGGGUAUAACUUCGAUGUGUUUGUAAUGCGGGGAGCCGGAGCCUACAUCUGUGGGGAGGAGACAGCCCUUAUUGAGUCUCUUGAGGGCAAACAGGGGAAACCCCGACUCAAGCCACCAUUCCCGGCAGACAUAGGGGUGUUUGGAUGUCCGACGACAGUUUCCAACGUGGAGACGGUUGCUGUGGCGCCUGCAAUCUGUCGUCGAGGCGGAGCCUGGUUUGCCAGCUUUGGGAGGGAGAGGAACUCGGGGACCAAGCUUUUCAACAUCUCUGGUCACGUGAACACACCAUGCACAGUGGAGGAAGAGAUGUCUAUUCCUCUGAGGGAGCUAAUAGAGAGACACGCAGGAGGAGUGAGGGGUGGCUGGGACAAUCUAUUAGGAGUGAUCCCAGGGGGGUCCUCCACUCCCAUCAUCCCUCGGUAUGUGUGCGAUGAUGUUUUGAUGGAUUUCGAUGACCUGGUCCGUGCAGAGACUGCUCUGGGAACCGCAGCCAUCAUAGUCAUGGAUAAAUCGACUGAUGUGAUUCGAGCUAUUGCACGUUUGGUUGAGUUCUACAAACAUGAGAGCUGUGGCCAGUGCACCCCCUGCAGAGAGGGUGUGGAUUGGAUGGAUAAAAUAAUGUGGAGGUUUGUGCGAGGAGAGGCAGCAGUUUCAGAGAUCGACAUGAUCUGGGAGCUGAGCAAACAGAUCGAGGGACAUACCAUCUGUGCCCUCGGGGACGGAGCCGCCUGGCCUGUGCAGGGCCUAAUCCGCCAUUUCCGGCCAGUCAUGGAGAGCCGCAUUAGUCAGUAUAACAAGAAGAACCCUCCAAGAGAGCCUGAGAUUGAGAUGAUCUGAAAGUGUGCAGCGUGUUAUCCUGCUGAAAGAGGCCACAGCCAUCAAGGUUUCCAUGAAAGGGUGUACAUGGUCUGCAGCAAUGCUUAGGUAGGUGGUGCGUGUCAAAGUAACAUCCACAUGGAUGGCAGGACCCAAGGUUUCCCAGCAUCGCGCAGCUUCCGACGGCUUAAGUACUGACUGAGGAACAACAGUUGUGCCAGCUCAAGUGAUGAAUCUCAAAGACAGAAAGACAACCAGUUGCUGUGUACCUUGCUGUGUUGGCAUCAUUGUGCUCAUUUGAUUGAGGAAGCGAGAAUACUCAGCAUGGACCUACAGACAGAGAAACAUUGACAACACGUACCUGAUGUAGAUGUACAUGGGUUCAAAGGCCUCUCGUCCAGAAGCAGGCUCUAAACAACCCGACCCUUUUCCUCUGAGGAAGACUUUGGC
Toxotes jaculatrix (banded archerfish) is the source of this 1868-nucleotide messenger RNA. RefSeq names its product NADH dehydrogenase [ubiquinone] flavoprotein 1, mitochondrial-like. The transcript has 13 exons. The record is from RefSeq and is a predicted model, not a curated record. NCBI's taxonomy places the organism in Eukaryota, Metazoa, Chordata, Actinopteri, Toxotidae. Gene Ontology annotation, molecular function: NADH dehydrogenase (ubiquinone) activity; NAD binding; FMN binding. The coding region runs from base 24 to 1439 and encodes 471 amino acids. Gene Ontology annotation, biological process: mitochondrial electron transport, NADH to ubiquinone.